This is a messenger RNA of Populus nigra (black poplar), 2258 nucleotides long. RefSeq names its product D-3-phosphoglycerate dehydrogenase 3, chloroplastic-like. Gene Ontology annotation, molecular function: NAD binding; phosphoglycerate dehydrogenase activity. NCBI's taxonomy places the organism in Eukaryota, Viridiplantae, Streptophyta, Magnoliopsida, Malpighiales, Salicaceae. Gene Ontology annotation, biological process: L-serine biosynthetic process. Bases 183 to 1973 code for a protein of 596 amino acids. Gene Ontology annotation, cellular component: chloroplast stroma. The transcript is spliced from 5 exons. The record is from RefSeq and is a predicted model, not a curated record.
CAACCAAUCCAAAGUUCUUGCUGAUAUGUUGCUGACUUGUCAGCACUGAAGUCCCCAAAACAACGAAUACCUUCGGCCACUUGACAAGCACUUCUACCAAUGAACUAUACAGAGUCAACGUGAAUCCUCGAUUUAGUUUCAGCCUUUCAGGACUCCAAGACAGAGGCGAGGAGGAACCUGAAAUGGCGGCUACAUCUUGGAAUUUCAUGGUUACUCCGACAAAGCCUUCUCUCUCGUGGAAACUCUCUUUUCUCUCUCCUUUAACUACAGUCAACGUUACCCGCCGCCAAAACAGGACGGCCAAAAGAUUUGUCGUCUUUGCCACUGUAUUUCUUGAUCCCAAGCCCACGGUCCUCGUUGCCGAAAAACUCGGAGAAGCUGGUCUCGAGCUACUGAAAACAUUUGCAAAUGUUGAUUGCUCUUACAACCUCGACCAUGAGGAGUUAUGUACUAAGAUUUCACUUUGUGAUGCGUUGAUUGUGAGAAGUGGGACUAAGGUCACCCGCGAGGUUUUUGAAAGGUCAGGCGGCAGACUUAAGGUUGUGGGUCGGGCUGGUGUUGGUAUUGAUAAUGUUGACUUGUCGGCUGCCACUGAACAUGGGUGUUUGGUGGUUAAUGCUCCCACGGCUAAUACGAUUGCAGCUGCUGAGCAUGGGAUUGCUUUGCUUACUGCUAUGGCUAGGAAUAUUGCUCAAGCUGAUGCCUCUAUUAAAUCUGGAAAGUGGCAGAGAAGCAAAUAUGUUGGGGUUUCACUUGUGGGGAAGACACUUGCUGUCAUGGGGUUUGGAAAGGUUGGUUCGGAAGUGGCACGGCGUGCCAAGGGUCUUGGCAUGCAUGUGAUUGCACAUGAUCCUUAUGCCCCAGCAGACCGUGCCCGUGCUAUAGGUGUGGAUUUGGUAUCUUUCGAAGAAGCUAUAUCGACAGCAGAUUUCAUCUCCCUACAUAUGCCUCUUACCCCUGCUACAUCAAAAAUGUUCAACGAUGACUCUUUUUCCCAGAUGAAGAAAGGAGUCCGAAUUGUCAAUGUUGCUCGUGGUGGAGUAAUCGAUGAGGAAGCUCUAGUAAGAGCUCUGGAUUCCGGGACUGUUGCUCAGGCAGCGCUUGAUGUGUUUACAGAAGAGCCCCCUUCAAAAGACAGCAAGUUGGUGCUGCAUGAAAAUGUGACUGUGACUCCUCAUCUCGGUGCUAGCACUACAGAGGCUCAGGAAGGUGUAGCCAUUGAAGUAGCAGAAGCUGUUGUUGGAGCUUUAAAGGGGCAGCUUGCUGCGACUGCUGUAAAUGCACCAAUGCUUCCUGCCGAGAUCCUGUCAGAACUUGCACCAUUUGUUACUCUGUCAGAAAAGCUUGGCAGACUGGCAGUCCAACUGGUUGCUGGUGGAAGGGGGGUGCAAUCAGUUAAGGUGACUUAUGCUUCUGCCAGAGGUCCAGAUGAUCUUGACACUCGGCUGCUUCGUGCGAUGAUUACCAAGGGUCUGAUUGAGCCUAUCUCCAGUGUUUUUAUAAACUUAGUGAAUGCUGACUUCUCUGCUAAGCAGAGAGGACUUAGGAUAACAGAAGAGCGCAUUCUGCUGGAUGGUUCACCAGAAAAUCCACUUGAGUUCAUCCAGGUUCAAAUUGCCAAUGUAGAAUCCAAAUUUUCCAUAGCAAUGUCCGACUCUGGUGAGAUUAAAGUUGAGGGAAGAGUGAAAGAUGGGAAGCCCCACCUUACAAUGGUAGGUUCAUUUGGUGUUGAUGUGAGCAUGGAAGGCAGCCUCAUACUGUGCAGACAGGUUGAUCAACCAGGUAUGGUUGGCAGUGUGGGGAGUAUCCUUGGUGAGGAGAAUGUAAAUGUGAGUUUCAUGAGUGUUGGUAGGAUCGCUCCACGAAAACAGGCUGUAAUGACCAUUGGUGUCGAUGAGGAACCCAGCAAGGAGGCGUUAAGGAGGAUCAGGGAAAUACCAGCAGUUGAAGAAAUUGUGUUUCUUAAGUUGUAGUGCUCAGAAUUCCAUCAUUCUAGAAGUAUAUUUCAUGCCCAAUUUUGGAGACACCUGUGCUGAUAGUCCAAGGUUGAUUUUUUUUUCCGACUGAUUGUUUUUGGAUCAGUUUUCAUGUUUGAUUAUGCAUUCCAAUAGCCUGGUGUUUCGUUGUAGAUUUUUUUUAUACUCUUUGUUUUCUGUCAGUUGGUCUCUUUAGCAUCACAGGUGUUUGUCACAGCUGUAUUUCGAUGUGAAUAUUCAGAAGUUACAAACUGCAGAAUGGCUGUGUUGAUUGUUUGUGCA